Messenger RNA from Cyphellophora attinorum, 1014 nucleotides. RefSeq names its product AB hydrolase superfamily protein B1A11.02. Gene Ontology annotation, molecular function: hydrolase activity. Bases 1 to 1014 code for a protein of 337 amino acids. The transcript is spliced from 4 exons. The record is from RefSeq and is a predicted model, not a curated record. Lineage: Eukaryota; Fungi; Ascomycota; Eurotiomycetes; Chaetothyriales; Cyphellophoraceae.
AUGGACGCUGAAAAGUUGAAGCUCAUGCUUCAACCCGACUACGUCCAUCCUGAAUUAGCCGAGAUCCUACGUACCGGCGCGCCUGUCGGCAGCCUGGACGAGUCUACUGAUAUCCACGAGCUCAGGAAACUGCUGUUGCAACGAAAACUUGAGGCAGCCAAGAACGCGGACCAAAAUCUGAGCUCGAAGGAAACUGAUGUACAGAUCCCCACCAGAGAUGGCAGCCAGAUCACCCUUCGGAUUUACCAACCUCUGGAGAAGACUAAUGCCAGAGCGCCCGUGCUCGUCAUGCUCCAUGGCGGCGGUUGGGUUCUAGGAGGACUGGAGAACGAGCAGCCUCUUUGCCAGAAAUGGGUGGACGAGUUCAAGGGCGUUGCAAUCAACGUCGAGUACCGACUGGCACCGGAGUCCAAAUUUCCCGUACCGAUAUACGACUGUCAUGAUGCAGUUAUAUGGGCGAGGUCACACGCAUCAGACUACGGUGGCGACCUCACGGCUGGCUUCAUCGUAGCAGGCAUAUCGGCUGGCGCCAGCAUGGCCGCCACUGUCUCGCACUUGGACCGUGACGACAAGAACAGUCCUCCGCUGACUGGCGUGUAUCUGUCCAUCCCAUCAUUGAUGGCACCAGAGGCGGUCCCAGAGAAAUACAAGUCCAAGUACCUGAGCCGAGAGCAACACAAGGAUGGUCUCAUCAUCAAUCAGAAGGCAAUGAAGCUGUUCCGCGACAACUAUCAAGAUGACCCAAGGUCCCCUUUGAUGUCGCCCAUCAUCUGGCCUUCCGGGCACAAUAAUCUGCCACGCACGUAUUUCCAAAUUGCAGGAUCAGAUCCCCUUAGGGACGAGGGCUUGAUCUAUGAGCAGAUCCUCAGAGAAGACUGCGGCAUCGAUACAAAGGUGGACUUGUAUCCGGGGCUGCCGCAUGGCUUUUGGAGUUGGUUCACAUCGGCUCAAUUUAGUCGGGAGCACUUCAAGAAUGCUGUUGAGGGCUUGAGGUGGCUGCUGGGCAAGUCAUGA